UUGCGGCGUAAGCCUAUAGAGCCUGCAUUGUCAGAGUUUGGAGAAAGCGCUUGCGUCAGACUCCGCCGUCCCGCUAUAAAAGAGCCGGUUGCUGCAGCAGUAGGCAGUCGGGGCUUAAACCUGAGCCCUUCACACAGCUCUGCACACACUCACAGCCAGACAAAGAGCGAGGGAGGGCACCCCGUCCCCUCUGCGGCCAUGAGUAGCUUCGGAUAUGACCCCUACUACUCCUCCUCCCUGUACAAACGCUGGUACGCUGAGCCUCCCUCUCGUGUGUCGGUGACCAGAGGGAGGACUCACUCCACCUUCUCCUCUCACUCAUCCCCGCUGUCCUCCUCCCGCCUGCAGUACUCCUCUCCCAGCCGGGUGCUGUUCUCCUCCUCGCCGGCUUCCUCCCUGGAGCUGGAGCUCAGCCAGGCCGCCCAGAUCAGCUCCGAUUUCCGGACCGUCCGCACGCAGGAGCGCAGCCAGCUGCAGGACCUCAACGACCGCUUCGCGGGCUUCAUCGAGCGGGUGCGCGAGCUGGAGCAGCAGAACCGCGCUCUGGAGGCCGAGCUGCUGCUGCUGAGGCAGAGGCACGCCGAGCCCUCCCGCCUGCGGGCUCUGUACGAGCAGGAGGCCCGCUCCCUGAGGGCCGCCGUGGACGAGGCCAGGGCGGAGCAGCAGUCCGUCCUGGGCCAGAGGGAGCGGCUGGAGCAGACCCUGAGCGCUCUUCAGGGCCGGUAUGAAGAGGAGAUGCUGGCCCGGGAGGAGGCCGAGGGCCGGCUGAUGGAGGCCCGCCGCGAGGCCGACCAGACCGCCCUGGCCAAGAGCGAGCUGGAGAAAAGCGUGGAGACCCUGCUGGAGGAGCUGGCCUUCCUCAAGAGGAUCCACGAAGGCGAGGUGGUCGAACUCCAGUCCCAGGUCCAGCUGGGCCACCAGGUGGCCGUGGAGUCGGAAGCCGCCACCCCAGAUCUGUCCGGGGCUCUCAGAGACAUCCGGUCCCAGUACGAGAGGCUGGCCGCCAGGAACAUGCAGGCGGCGGAGGAGUGGUUCAGGGGGAAGGUGGGCUCCCUCUCCGAAACGGUGGCCCAGCACAGCGACGCCGUGAGAAGCUCCAAAGACGAAGCGGGAGAGUACAGGCGCCAGCUGCAGGCCCGUCUGCUGGAGAUCGACGCGUGCCGGGGCCUCAACGAAUCCCUGGAGAAACAGCUCCACGAGAUGGAAGAGAAGCAGAGCGCUGAGAUAUCUGCCAUGCAGGACACUAUUGGAGAUUUAGAGGGUGAGCUGAGUGGCACUAAACAGGAAAUGGCUCGCUACCUGAGAGAGUACCAGGACCUGCUGAACGUGAAGAUGGCUCUGGACAUCGAGAUUGCUGCAUACAGGAAGCUUUUGGAAGGGGAGGAGUCCCGCUUCAGCGUGGGAGUGGCCGGGGGAGUGUCCUCUUUUUACGGCCACAGCUUCGCGGCUCCCUCCUUCGCCCGGCCCCUUCUCUCCAGCCUGAGCUCUGGCACCUCCUACCUGAUGACCUCGCGCCUGCUCAGCUCAAGCGCCAGCACAACGGAGGGCAUCAUCUCUGCCAGCCGAGCCCAGCAAGCUGAGGCCAGCCCACCGGGCGAGGAGGAAGAGGAGGAGGAGGAGGCUGAGGAGGAGGCAGAGGAGGUGAAGGAGGAAGAAGAGGGAGCAGAGGAAACAGAGGACAAAAAAGAGGAGGAAGAGAAAGAGGACGGCGAAGAAGGAGAGGAGGAGAAAGAAAAGGAAGAUGAAGAUGAAGGGGCUAAGGAAGGAGAAGAGGAGGCUAAAGAUGAAGAGGGUGGUGAUGAAGAGGAGGAAAAGGAAGAGGUGACAGAGGAAGAGAAGGAAGGGAAAGAUGAGGGAGAGGAAAGUGCUGCCAAAGAUGAAGCACAAGAAACAGAGGGAGCAGAGGAUAAAGAAGAGGCCAAAGAUGAAGGCAAGGAGGAAAAACCAGAGGAAAGUGAGGAUAAGGAGGAGGCCAAAGAUGAGGGGGAAGACCAAACAACAGAGGAGAGUGAGGACAAAGAAGAAACCAAAGACGAGGGAAAAGAAGAGAUUAAAGAGGCCGCCGAGGAUAAAGUCGAGGCCAAAGAGGAAGAAAAAGAUGAAAAGGUAGAAUCUAAAAAGAGCGAAGAAAAGGAGGGCAAAGCCGACGCCAAAAAGGACGACAAGGCCGAAGACAAAGGCGUCAAAGAAGCUGCUGUGAAAACAGAUGGCAAAGAUGAUGCAAAGAAGGGCAAAGAUGAAGAGAAAUCAGCCAAACCUGAGGCCACGGAGGAAAAAAGCACAAAGAGCACAAAGUAA
Messenger RNA from Menidia menidia (Atlantic silverside), 2298 nucleotides. Lineage: Eukaryota; Metazoa; Chordata; Actinopteri; Atheriniformes; Atherinopsidae. The record is from the annotation of a GenBank genome assembly.